CGAGGGCUGAGGUCGCCUUUCCUCCCUCGCCUCCCAGCCUUGGCGGCGGAAGGAGCUUGAAGUCAACGCUUCCGCCCAGUUUUCCCGAAGGAGGGGGCCAGCCAGACGCUGGGGAAGCGCCGCGGUUCCUUCUGGGGAUUGGGGCGCUGCAGCUAAACUUGCUUGCUUUCCGCUGUGGAGAGGGGAACAGUCCUGCUCGCCCGUCCGCUCGGCUUCUUCCUCCCCAACCACUAGCCGCUGGUGACGCAUCCACCCUCCCUCAUCUCCAGGCUGCUUUAAAAUCCCCCCCCUUCGCCUUUUCACCUUCCCUCCUCCCUCUUCCUCCGCUCGCUCGCCUGGGGCUGAAUUAGUUCCUCUCGCAGUGUGGCGUCUGCUUGCUCCUAGAGCUGCUUUCCUUUUUUUUUUUUCGCGCGCUCUGUGACUUGGGGCCGCCGGUCCUGCUGGAGUCUGGAGGAAUUUCUGUUGCUCUGCUUUCCUUACUGGCAGCAGGGGGGUGGGGGGGAGGGAGCGGCGGCGGCGAAGGCCAAUGUGUGGAUGAAGGACCUGCUGCAGUAGCGGGCAAUGUGGGCUCCUGUCCGGGUGCAGCUGCAGCCACACAAGGACGCUGCUGGGGAGCUGCGCUGCAAUUGACUCUGCUUGUCACCGUCGCCGAGACCAGCGGCGGCCACCCUUUGCCAAGCGAAAAAAGCAGAAGCUGCGAUCGGUGCCGCUGACGGCUUCCCCCCUCCUAGGAGCCAGUCCGAGUCUCCGGAGGUGGAUUUGAAGGCUGCUGUUUUACCCACCACCCCACCCCACCCCACCCCACCCCACUCAAGGAUUGAGGCCAUUCUGGCGGAAGGGUGCGAAGGGGGGCUAGAGCUGGGGUUUAACAAUGGUGGGGUUUCUGGUGAGCUUCUGCUGCGCCCUGGCCGCGUCAGUGCUGCUCCAUCCCGGUGUCGGAUCUCGGUGAGGAAAAAAUGAGCGAAGAGACGGCGAAUUCUAACCAUGAGUAAGUUAGCUUUCAUCCUUGCUGGUAAUAGUUAUGCCCGUGUGCGAGCUGUGGUGAUGACCCGUGAUGACUCAAGUGGCGGAUGGUUACCGCUUGCAGGAGGUGGACUAAGCUGCGUCACGAUUUUCAAAGUCAUUCACCAAGAAGAAAGUGGCUGUGCUGAUUUUCUAAUACAUGGGGAGCGUCUCAGGGAUAAAACGGUGGUUUUGGAGUGUACAUUAAAGAAGGGGCUCAUUUACAAUAAGGUUACGCCAACUUUUCACCACUGGAAGAUUGAUGACAAAAAAUUUGGCCUCACAUUUCAAAGUCCUGCUGAUGCAAGAGCAUUUGAUAGAGGAAUUCGUAGGGCUGUAGAAGAUAUAUCUCAAGGUUGUCUGACCUCACAUGAUGAAAUUGAAGUGCCUGCAGAUGGCUUUCCAGCUAUUCCAGAAAACACAUCAAGUUUGCUAAUGAAAGAUCAGAGUUUCCAACAUGAAUCUCUAGCAAGCAAUGAUCCUCACAAAAGCUUAAGUAUAAGACCCUCAGUGUUUGAAGAUUUGAACACCAGAAAAUCAUAUUUCCACAGCCAGCCAAACCAGAUACCCCAGAAACCAGUCAGGAGCGUCACUUUUCAGGAUGAAGAAGAAAUUGUUCGAAUAAACCCUCGUGAUAUUUUAAUACGUCGCUAUGCAGACUAUAGGCAUCCUGAUAUGUGGAAAAAUGACUUAGAUAGGGAUGAAAUAGAUUCCUCACUGCACUGCCCUAAAGCAGACCAUAAAAAGUCUGACUAUCUGUACCCAUCCGGAGACGGACCUAAACUGAAUUCCCUAAAAGAUUCAAAGAGUUCUGUGGUACUUAAAACACAGCCUCCUUCUAUCAAAUUAAAAAAAUCGAAGAAAAGGAAAGAGGAUGGUGAGCGCUCUCGCUGCGUAUACUGCCAGGAAAGGUUUAACCAUGAAGAGAAUGGCCGGGGCAAAUGCCAGGAUGCCCCAGACCCGAUUAGAAGAUGCAUAUACCAAGUUAGCUGCAUGCUUUGUGCCGAGAGCAUGCUCUACCACUGCAUGUCAGACUCUGAGGGGGAUUUCUCUGACCCCUGUUCCUGCGACACCAGUGAUGACAAGUUCUGCUUGCGAUGGCUCGCCCUCAUCACUUUAUCGUUCAUUGCACCAUGUAUGUGCUGCUACCUCCCACUGAGAGCAUGCCACCACUGUGGCGAAAUCUGUGGAUGCUGUGGAGGAAAACAUAAAGCUGCAGGAUGAAACAGUCCAGUGCAAAAAUGGGCUGACAAGUCUUUAUUGUUGGGAAGUAUCUAACUCAUGGAAGCACUUGGUAAGCAGAAGAGAAAACCCACCCCUAGGAAAGGCCUGUUGUGGAAGACGUAUCAGAACUGUGGCAUUUGACAAACGCAAGCCAUGCCUUUAAGUGCAUGGAGCAAGUGGUGAAGGAGUUCCUGCAAAAUGAAAGCCUUUUCUUCCAGCUGGUAUUUGAAAGAAGUAUAAACUGCAGUCCAUACUUCAGCACUCUGUACAUUUUGUGCUAUAGGUGAUGGGGGGUGCUCUUUUGAAAUAAUCCAUUUGGCAGAAAAUUUAACUAAACCUGCACUAGCAGAAGCUGAUUUAAAACUAAGGGAAGUUAAUAUCUUGGCAGAUAGAAGAAAUUAAAUUGAUUUUCAGUGCAACUAAAUUACUUAUAAAUAGUUUUGAGAAACAGUUUUAUGUACAAAUAACAAAUGUUUAUAUUUAACAAAGUAUACGGUACAAAUUGUUAAAUCUUUCUUCCACUUUCCAGUUCAGCAGUUACGGACCAUGUUUUCCAGGCACAUUCCGUGAUAGUAUUUCUCAGUUUUAAAUACUUAGUAUUUUUAUUCAUAUAGAGAAAUCAAUAUUUUCAGUCUUAUUUCCCUUCAACUACAUUUUUGUAUUAAUUUUCUUCUGUACAUUCUGGUAAUCUGAAAGCCUUUAAAUAUUAAUUAUUGUAGUCUUGAAUGACCAAUGUUUUGUUAAGCACAGAUAUAAUUAUCUAAUGCUCUUAUGAGAACAUAACAUUUAUUUUUAUAUAUAAAUAACUCUAAUUUCAAUGUAAUGGCAAGGUUCCUCCCACCCACCCCCACACACACAGCCAGCAGAUUUUCUUUUAGGAUUUCCUCCUAAAAAUGUUGAUGACAGAUGUUUGGGAAAAGAAAAUUACCACUUAGAAAUUGUUUAAAAUACAUACUUAUGACUUCGUUUCAACUUGGUGCCAGUUAUUCCUUUGAACUAUAUGUUUCCAUUAUUUUACAUUUAUUUGACCUACCACAAGUUAAAUGUAUGCUAUAUGACAAACUGUAGUCCAGGUAGGAAAAAGCAAGUUAAUUUCUUGUUGAAUGAAAAUGGAUUUUAUUUUUUCUUUGAGUUGUAGCAUAUUAAUGAAUAUGUUUAACUUAACGUUUGGCUGUGUGUUCUAAAUGCCAUUUCUGGUAAUUCCUAAAUGUUAUCUAUCAUAUGGCAUAAUAACAUAAUUAAGCAUAGAGGGUUUUUUUAUUAAUAAAAGUUUAAAGCAGUGGAGCAGUCAUUCAUUCAAGAAAGUUAAAUGGUGUGGAGGAGGGAGUAAAAUGUGUCUUUAAUAUGUUUUUGGAUUAAAAUUAAAAUUUCACACUUUUUAA
This is a messenger RNA of Candoia aspera, 3608 nucleotides long. RefSeq names its product sprouty related EVH1 domain containing 1 (gene SPRED1). Gene Ontology annotation, molecular function: protein kinase binding. Lineage: Eukaryota; Metazoa; Chordata; Lepidosauria; Squamata; Candoiidae. The record is from RefSeq and is a predicted model, not a curated record. The transcript is spliced from 6 exons. Gene Ontology annotation, cellular component: membrane. The coding region runs from base 985 to 2226 and encodes 413 amino acids. Gene Ontology annotation, biological process: negative regulation of MAPK cascade; multicellular organism development.